AAGUCCGAAACACGGUAGCAGCUGUGCGUGGCGUCCUCUGACGGUUUGUGAGCGUUCGUGUCCCUCGCCCACCUUCCUUCUUUGGUCCCCGCGAUGCCGAUGUACCAGGUAAAACCCUAUCACGGGGGCGGCGCACCUCUGCGUGUAGAGCUUCCAACCUGCAUGUACCGGCUCCCCAACGUGCACGGCAGGACUGGCAACCCCGCGACCCACGCGGGCCACGUGCAGGAAACGUCUGACCCAUCUCUGCAAGCACUCGAGUCCCGCCAAGAUGAUAUUUUGAAGCGGCUGUAUGAGCUGAAGGCAGCAGUCGAUGGCCUCUCCAAAAUGAUUCAUACCCCAGAUGCGGACAUCGACGUAACUAACAUCCUGCCAGCAGAUGAGUCCCCAGCGGUGAGCACCAGUGCUCUGGACUUGAACUCAGUGCUUGGGAAGGAUUAUGGGGCAUUGAAGGACAUCGUGAUCAAUGCAAACCCGGCCUCCCCUCCCCUCUCCCUGCUGGUGCUGCACAGGCUGCUGUGUGAGCGCUACCGGGUCCUGUCCACCGUGCACACACACUCAUCAGUCAAGAGCGUCCCUGAAAAUCUUCUCAAGUGCUUUGGGGAACAGACCAGAAAACAGCCCCGUCAUGAGUACCAGCUGGGCUUCACUUUAAUUUGGAAGAAUGUGCCCAAGACUCAGAUGAAGUUCAGCGUCCAGACGAUGUGCCCCAUUGAAGGGGAAGGGAACAUUGCAAGGUUCCUGUUUUCUCUGUUUGGUCAGAAGCACAACGCGGUGAACUUAACCCUCAUAGAUAGCUGGGUGGAUAUCGCGAUGUUUCAGCUCAAAGAGGGAAGCAGCAAAGAAAAAGCAGCUGUUUUCCGCUCCAUGAACUCUGCCCUGGGCAAGAGCCCGUGGCUGGUGGGGCAGGAGCUCACCGUGGCAGAUGUGGUGCUAUGGGCUGUGCUCCAGCAGACUGAAGGCUGCGGUGCCGCCCCCGCCAAUGUGCAGCGAUGGCUGCGCUCGUGCGAAAACCUGGCCCCCUUCAGCACCACGCUGGCACUCCUCAAGUGAUACCAGCAAGUGCUCCUGUUGAACAAUGGUGCUCCUUCCACCUGUUGUCAGGACAGGGACUUGGAUUAGAACCAAGUGUUUUUACUUAGAUCAAUUGUCACAUUAUCAAUAAAAGCACCAUAAUUUAUGGGACUCGUUUUAUUGAACUUCAGCAAAAUAACAACACACACCAUGACUUCCUCUCCCCUUCCACCCAACUAUGUAGGGGGGCACUUUCCAGGGAUUCAAAAGUGGGUACACUGGGUUGCUGCCUCUGCUAGUGUUCCUGUGGUGGGGAGUGGGUUGGGUGGGGUGGGGAGGAGUAGCAAUGUAUAGGACCGUGGAAAAGGCAGGAAGGAUGUCUGCUGCUCUGAAAUCAUUCCCAAGUUCAUGGGCAUGGCUGUGAAUGGUACAGAAUUGGAAGACACAAAAUGGCUGAAUGUGGUACCCUGGGCUAAGAGGCUGAACUUUUGACUGGGUGCAAUGGCUUAUGCUUGUAAUCCCAGCUACUUGGAGGCAGGGAUCAGGAUAGUUCACAGCCAGCAAGAACAAAACAUUAACAAGACCAUCUCAACCAAUAGGCCUUACCUAUGCAGGAGGUAGAAGUAGGAAGAUCUAGUGCACAGCCAAUCCAAGACAAAGGCAAGACCCUAUCUGAAAAGUAAAGCUAAACAGGUGGAUGCAAGGCCCCAGGUUAUCUUAGAAGUGCACAGAGCAGCCGAAGUUUUGAAGUGACUGUUUCUGGAAAGUGGCUCUGACAGCAGCGUGAAAGGAUUGGAAGCCUGGUAGCUGUCAGAAUGGGGACCUGUUAUGGGCUGUGACAGGGAGGAAGUAUAAUGGACUUGCAUAGCAGAAUCUUCUGGAGGGUUCUUAAGUGUUUAAGGACAGCA
Dipodomys ordii (Ord's kangaroo rat) is the source of this 1922-nucleotide messenger RNA. It is a transcript of the gene Aimp2, whose product is annotated as aminoacyl tRNA synthetase complex-interacting multifunctional protein 2. Gene Ontology annotation, cellular component: aminoacyl-tRNA synthetase multienzyme complex. The record is from RefSeq and is a predicted model, not a curated record. The coding region runs from base 94 to 1053 and encodes 319 amino acids. The transcript is spliced from 4 exons. NCBI's taxonomy places the organism in Eukaryota, Metazoa, Chordata, Mammalia, Rodentia, Heteromyidae.